This is a messenger RNA of Acanthopagrus latus (yellowfin seabream), 6419 nucleotides long. RefSeq names its product cingulin b (gene cgnb). Lineage: Eukaryota; Metazoa; Chordata; Actinopteri; Spariformes; Sparidae. The transcript has 21 exons. Gene Ontology annotation, cellular component: myosin complex. Bases 834 to 4454 code for a protein of 1206 amino acids. The record is from RefSeq and is a predicted model, not a curated record.
CCUGCCUUAUUUUCCUCUGAGAACUGCUUGUUUAUUCAGUUGUGGAAAAGAUAAAUGUUUCUGAGUUUGUUACUUUAUUACUUCAUUAAUGUUGUAAAAAUGCAAUUCAUGAUUUCAAAGUUUUCAAAAGCAAGGUUACAGAUGCAGCUGAACGACUACAUGGGUGAAGUGUAGCUGUAGAGGAACAAGUUAACUGACUGAAACAGACUUUUUACCUCAGAAGUGAUCAGCAUUUUGGUCGGUAUCGGAUAUGAUUAUUACUCAAUACUGCCAUGCCUACGUUUUCAACCUGACUGAGAGAUACACUAUUUAAAAUAAUAAAAGUAACAGGUUUUUUUUUUAGGGACCAAACACAUUCAUAAAUAAAAUACAAAAUACAAUGUCAAAGGUAAUAAUUAAAAAAAAACAAUUAAGUGAAACGCUAAAAUGUCCCAGCAGUGUACUUUCCCAUCACAGCUCUGUGGAAAUGGGUCACACACAAACAAACACGCGCGCGCACACACACACACACACCCUUGUCUUGUUCUCCCGUGUGCUCGCGCAUGAAACUGAGCCUUCGCAGCAGGCCCCGCCCUCUCGGAGAGCCUCCUCCACCAAUGGGGUCGCUCCUGAGGCGGGACGAGGACGACUAUCCGAUGCGCUGGCAACAGGUUGCACUGGUCGCGGAAGGGGGAGUGAGAAAUGUUCCCGGUGUCCUCAGUUCAUUGAGUUACAUCUUCCUCAUCCCACCAACACUGUGCAGAGCCGCUGCUGCUACUGCCGCUGCAGACACGGGACGGAGCUGACCGAGGAGGGAGGAACACAACAGUCCUGGACUCAUCCUCACAGGCUGCAUGCACAGAAACCAGGAAGUCAACAUGAGCACUCUCUCCACUGACCGGAAGCCUCUCGUGGAUUACGGCGUUCAGAUCCGCUUCAUCAAGGACCUCCAUGACACGGGCGGAGGUUAUCCCGACAAAACCAAAGCAAACAACAAUGCUACUCCUCCGACCAAUAAGUACGGGGUGGCCGUGCGGGUUCAGGGGAUCUCUGGGCAGCCGUAUGUGGUCCUGAAAGAUGGCGAGAAGGGUGAUUCUUAUGGAGUCCAGCUAAACACUCCCACCCCCAGCUCAGGGCCACCUUCACCUUGCAACAGCCUCCCAAAACUCAAUAACGAACCAGCAGAAAUCACAAACCCCUACAAUGCUGCUGCAAGUACAGCACACUCUCCUGUUUCUGCAGCAGAGGAUGAGGAUGGGGAGAUUUUUGGGAGCCCCCUGAAAAGACCCCCGGGGGACGGUCAAGCUGGAACACAGGGAGAGGAGGAGGGUGGAGACAGAAAGGCAGAGAGGCCAAAGGCUGAACCCCAACCCAAAGCCAGCAAAGCAGGGAAAAACAAAGACUGGAGUAGUAAUGAGGGGUAUAAUGAAGCGGGGCUGAAACCUGUCAAAGUAAACGGUGUGGUACCGCGAGGGGCCAAGCCACCUGGCCCUGGUUUCACCGCAUCUUUGGGGAGAUACAGAGGGAAAACUCAGAGUAAAGACACCCCUUCAGAGUCAAAACCUCCAGCAUCAACUGAUGGCGAGCCCAUCCCAGCGAUCGACACCAACUCCCUGGCUCCCAUCAACAAGCUCAUCAGUAAGUUCAACAACAGCACGCCGGGCAGCGCUCCGCAGGCGAGGGGCCGCUCCGGAGCGAGGCAGCGCCUCAGGUUCGACGAGCGCAGGAGGUCUAGAAGUCUUGAUGCCAGAAAAGAUGUUCAGCCCGAGGUUUCGCCUCCCUCUCCCAGCUCGCCGACUCUAAAUCCCUACGCUAUGCCUCUGUCUGCCUCCUCCAAUCAGUUGACGUCAUCUGCCCCAGCGAGUGGCAGCUUGGGAAGGAGCCCUGCAUCAGUUUCCAAGGUGACAGCGCUUGAGGCCCCCAAGCCGAGCUUUAAGUCACCAGGGAAGUUUGUUACCAAGGACACCAGUCCAGCUGUGGCAAAAAAGCCUGAGAUCCUGCCGAGGAGUCAAAGCCCGGGCGUCACCAAUGGGGAGGAAGCUCAAGUUAAACAAGCCAUUUUCAACAUCCUUAAAGAUGGCACCAGUGAGAGUGAAGGAUCCCUCAAGAGAAAGGUCAACCUCGUCUACGAGACAACGAGCAAGAGGGGAGGAUCUGAUGGGGUCUUCAAGAAGGGGAACGUCGAGGAGCUUCGGGAGCAACUCAACCGCUGCAAGAAAGACCUGCAGCAGGCCCAUGAUGAACUGGCGGAGGAGCGUAUGUCCAGAGAGCUGUCGGAGUCUCGUCUGCGCCUGCAUGAAGAUCAGCUGGCUGAGCUUCAGGAGGAGCUGAGGAGAGUUUCAGAGAACUCACCUCACUCAGACUCAUUGCAGACGGAUGUGAUGAGUCUGCAGGCCGACCUGGCCGAGGCCGCCAUGCUCCGACAGCGCCAGGAGGAGAUCCUGCACCAGCGGGAGCGGGAGCUGACGGCCUUGAAGGGGGCGCUGAAGGAGGAGGUGGAGUGCCAUGACAGGGAGAUGGAGGCCCUGAGGGAGCAGUACAGCCAGGACAUGGAGAACCUGAGGCAGACCAUGGAGCAGGUCACACAGUCCCAGGACCAGAUAGAGGAGGAGAGGGAGAGGGUGAACGCCUCCAUCCUGACCCUGGGAGAAGAGCUGGAGAGCUGCAGGGAUCAGGGGGAGCAGUGGAAGGCGCAGCUGGACGCCACAGCGCAGGAGCUGCGCGACACCACGCAGGAGAGCGGGAAGCACGACAGCGGCCGAAUGUUGCUCAAAACGCGUUUGGAAAAGGAAGACUUUGAAGGCAAGCUGAAGGACGCUCAGGAUUCGCUGCUCGUCAUGAAGAAACAAACGCCUGCGCCUGACGGUGACCAUUCUUCGGCAGAGGAGCUUCGGCGUUGCCAUGAUGAUCUGAGGCGCGCUCGCACCGAUCUGGACAAACAAAAGGGCGAGUUAGAUGAGAAGAAGGAGGCACUUCAAGCCCUGAGGAAAGCGAGCGGGGAGAAAGAGGCCGAGCUUCUGUCCGAGAUCAGCAGGUUGAAGGAGCAGCGGCAGAAAGACAAGGCUGAGCUGGAGAAGGCGCUCGACAAGGCAAAGGAGGCUUCGGGAAAGACUGUUGUGGACGGCACCAGCCUGGAGCUGCAGGAGGCAAACGCUCGCCUCAGAGAGAGGCUGGCCCGCAUGACGAGGCUUCACUCCAGCACGCACCGGAGCUCGGAGGCUGAGGAGGCGGUGGAGGCUCUGGAGGAUGAGAACCGCUCCCUGAAGUCUCAGCUGGAGGAGGCAAAGAGAGGAGCCACCCGCCUGACCAAAGAGAGGGACGAGCUGACCCGGCGGCUGGAGGAGAGAGACCUGGAGAGGGAGGUGCUGAGGAGGGGCAAGAGUGACCUGGAGGAGCAGAAGAGGCUGCUGGACAGAGCCCUGGAGAAGAUUAACAAAGAGAUGGAGGUGAUGAUGGGAGAUUCCCGACAGUCGGUGGCCGCCCUGCAAACGCAGCUGGAAGACUACAGGGAGCGCUCGAGGAAGGACCUGCAGGAGGCCCAGCGCAACAGCAAGGACAGGCUGGCCGAGCUGCAGAGGGCCCAGAGCAACCUCAAGGCCCAGCAGGAAGAGGUUUCCCGUCUGAAGAAGGAGCUGCUGGCGUGCAGCGAGGAGAGGGACAGCGCCCAGCUGGAGAGAGACCUCCUCAACAACCGUUUCAAACACUUGGAGAGCGAACUGGAAGCGGAGAAGAGCACCCACACAGACCGCACCAGGGAGAUCAGGGGCCUGGAGGAUAAAAUAAAGACACUGGAGAUCGAGCUGGACGAGGAGAGGAGCAGCGCGGAGCUCCUGAACGACCGUGUCACACGUAGCCGAGAUCAGGUGGACCAGCUUCGGUCGGAGCUGAUGCAGGAGCGUUCGGCCAGACACGACCUGGAAAUGGACAAGAGCGCCCUGGAGAGACAGAUGAAGGAGCUGAAGUCUCGUAUGGCGGACAUGGAGGGACAGACUCGCCCCACGGCGGGAAUCAGCCUGCUGGAAAGCAAAAUUCAAGAGCUGGAGGAGAGACUGCGCAGCGAAGAAAGAGAGAAGAGCAGCAUCCAGGCUUCGCAGCGACGAAUGGAGAGAAAACUGAAGGAGCUGAACGCCACGUUAGACCAGGAGAGAAGCCAGCACAUCGAGCAGAGAGAUCAGCUGUCCCUGCGUGUGAAGGCCUUGAAGCGACAGGUGGACGAGAGCGAGGGGGAGGUGGAGCGCUUGGAGGGGGUCCGCAGGAAGGUUCUCAGGGACCUGGAGGAGCAACAGGAGCUCCAGGAGGCGCUGCACGCCAAAGUGACAGCCCUGGAGACCGAACUGAAGAGGAAGUCGCAGCAGACGCAUCGCGCAGCUCUGGGCUCCUCCGCCCUGAGCUCCGAGGAUGAGGACGGCUUCUAUGACACCAACAACAUCACCUCCAUCCUGAGCGAGGGCCACCUGCAGACCACCAACUGCUGAGGGAAGACGGGGGCGUGAACGAAGAGGCCUAAAAAAAGAUUUGCAAGUCAGAGAAAAGGUACUCAGGGCAUCAAGGACUCUGAAGAACUCGGUUGCCAUGCACUACAGAUUUGCCUUGCAGUUGCUCCUGGUUUUUAUUUUUAGCGCAGCAGUCCAACAGAGACGGGGCGUCGGGAUAAAUCAGAUUGCAUUUUUCGGAGCCUUCAGCCGCGAUUGCUUCAGUAUUGUCGUGUUUUUUUCUGGCUUGAGACCCUCCGUCUCUUUAUGCUGAAGAGAAAUUGACACGAGGUUCCUCGUGUACUCCAGCUCGAAUCUUGUUUUCAGAGAAGAUCUCUGCCGUCUCUUCUUUGUGUCGACUAUAGUUACUGUACACUACUGUGGUAGCACAUUACUGUGGCAUGAUUUCAGAUCAGAGGUCAUACAGUAGACUUGAAAAUUGCUUUUAAACCAAAAGAUAACAAUCGUAUUUUUGGGUCACAGCUUUAUUUAAGAGUACACUGAUAAGUGUUUAUAAUAUAUGUUAACCAUUAGACAAAACACAGAGCUCAGAGGACGUUGUUUUAGUUUUACUUGAGUACAGGGUCCAAAUAAAACUACAAAAUAAAAAGUCGAAAAAAUAAAAUAAAAGUCCAUCUUUACCUCCUCCCUGUUUCACCUUUUGAAACUUUCCUAGAGGUUUAAAGUGUUUUUUCUUCUUCUUCUUCUUCUUCCUGAUUUGACCAAAAGUACAUCUUAUUACGUGUUAUUAGUGUACUCUGAAAUGAAGUGCGCCCAGUUUUUUUCCUUCUCGUUUCAGUCUUAUAUCUGUGUUUCCUUAUGCAUGACAAGUUACUUCUGUCAGUGUUGAUAUUAGCUGCAAAUGUUUAUCCGCGUAUUGAAAGUGAUGUGUUGUUGUUUCGUUUUUUGUUGUGUUUUUUUUACCUUUUUGAAUGUGAUGAUGAUGGGCCAUCGAAACUGAGCCUACAUUUUAUACGCUGUAUUAGCUGUGCAUUCUCAAGACAAUCAAAUACACGCAACCCAGCCGGCGGAAUGAAUGUUGGGCAAAGCAGGUUUCCGAAAAAUAGACAAGUUCAAACUUUAUGUUUCUUUAUGCUGCAGCCAUCUUUAGUGUCAAGUUUCAAUUGUUCCUCUUUGCAACGUUGUUGUGGUUUUGUUCUUGUUUAGUUUAGACCACUUGGUUAGGGUUCGGAAAACAUCUCAUUUUGAAAAAAAAAAAUGUCAUCACCACAAACGCUUCUGGAAAUCCUCCCGUGUGGUCUCCUUAGAAAUAUCUAGCUGUGGCACGUACCGCCUCCAGAUAAAUAAAACAAGUACAAGUUUGGAAGCAUCUUCGGUGUACGGAAACUUUAACUGCCAACAAUUUCAUUCUGGUGCCUGGGCUGGUGUACGUACAGUAGCACUGUGUCCUCAGAGAUUAAUCCUCUCCGUAUAACAUUUUUUCUACUUUGACCACCGUAUUUCUGAUGUGGUUUAAUAUAUUGCUAAGCUUGAUCCGUGUGCAUGUUUUCACUCAGAUGCCUUAAAAAUCCGCUUCAUGUCUUUGUUUUUGUUUUUUUUAACUCGUUGUCUCUGCAUGUGUUUUGUUCAUACGCUGCUGCUGUAAUGAUUUCAGAAGUGUUUCAUAUGCUUGCCUGUGCACGCACCUACCGGAAAAUUCCUAUGAAGAGAAUCAUUAGCUCUGGAAGCAUUCCACAUUAUUUCUCACCUGGCCUUUAAUGUCAUGAAUGUUGAUUAUAAUCUCCUUAUGACAUCGUGACGGUGAUAUUACGAUUGUAAACGCGUCACUUUUGAAAAUUUCUAUUUGGGAAAUUACAAGUAAGGAUGCUAUUAAAUGUAGGAGGUUUAUCAAGCUGCUGGUGAUAUUUGAAAAGCGGUGCAGCACUUUGUACAUUUUCCCCAAAUUUUUGAUGGAAAAUUUAAGUAGAUUUUGGACCGUGUGUACAAUAAAAAGAGAUAUUAUAUUUA